GUGACAACGAAUGGGCAGGAAAUGUAAAGCUCCAUAAACCAACAGUGAAAUCGGUGUGCAUAGGUGAAAAUGCUACACACACCUGUAAUGUUGAAAACAGUGAAGAUUUAACAGUAACCUGGUCAAAAGUAAAGCAAAUCAUCCAGGGACAAAAUACAAAUCAACUAUCCUUGACACCCACACAAGUAAAGGAAAGUAACCUGUUUUCAUGCAAAGUGGCCAAUCCUGUCAACACAGCACAGAGUGAGAAAAUAGCAGUCCAAUAUACAUUGUGUGAGGAUUCACUCAAGAGGGAGAAGAUGAUCUCGAGCACCAUGGAAACAAACAAUUCUGGUAAAAGCUCAGUUGGUCCAGAGCUCUUUGGCUUUGAUUUCUGGAUGAUGGUGAGCAUUCUAGCUGGUGGAGGAGCUCUUCUACUGCUUCUAUUAUCUGUUCUGGUGAUCUGUGCUUGUUGUAGCUAUAAACGACGGGAGAAACACCAGCAAGAUGAAGAGGAGCUCAGGCAGAGAAAUCUUCACGCUUCACCUCCAUCUGGACAACACAGAUCCAAAAACACUGUGAGGGGGCGACCGGCACCCCCCCUACCGCAAGAAGAACCCAUUAACUGCGGCCCGACCACACAAGGCCCACCUCAAACCCAAGCUCAACCCAAAGCCCAUGUCCAUGCUCAUCCUCCACCACCCCCUCAGGAUGAAGAUGAAGAAAAUCUUCCUCCGUUACCUCAACCCAUGAAAAAACAUCACCGGGAGAGGAGGAAUCAAGAGCUAUACUGACCAGUGGAAUGAGAUGCCAGACCAACUGAUGGGUAAUAAAAUGGAACUCUUGGUGGAAUGACUUGCAUUGAUUUUUAAAGCCAUAUUUUGAUGGUAAGAACAUCUUUAAGGGUGCACGAAGUAAUUUAAUGGGCUAUAUUUGAAAUAGCAUACUACCAUACUACAAUGCAAGAUGAUCAAAUUGUCCUUCCAUUUAUGACGAAUGAAUUAAUAGCAACUGUGAUUUUUAUCAGUUUUAUCCAUUUCGUGACUCAUUAUUUGAUCAGAGUGACACACUUACCCAAAAUGGGAACAAAAAUGCUAAAUAACCCCCCACAAUGAAAAAAUCAUUUUCGUAGACUAAUGCCAACUUUUACUUGAUAUUUUUCUUAAAUAGUAGGCAGUAUACAGUGUAUACUGCACCAUAUUCAGUAAGCAAGCUAGUAUUUCAUUCCAUAUAUAGCCAUGUUUAUGUUUCACGGGCUAAACAAUUAACUUGAUCAGCUUUGUAAGGCACAGCUGGUCAUGUGAUUGUAACAUGGUGGCCAGCAUGAGAACGAACCACCCUUAUGUUAUGUUGAAUAAAACAGCUUUUUCUAGGCCAGUAAUAUGACUGAAUUCUUUAAUGAGUGUACAUAAUUUAAAAAAAAAUUACUAUUCUUUUUUUUUUUGUUUUGUUUUUUUUUUUUUUAAGAAGUAAAAAAUAAAUAAAUAAAUAAUAAAUUGGCGCACCUUUAAGUAGUAGUGUUUUGUUAAUCUAAGAGCAGGUUGUUGCACAUUGAAAUUUGUCUAGGUAUACCAAUCUUUCACAAAAGAAUUCCUCCUGAAAAAUGUGCAAAGAUGUGCAAAGUAAGUGGUUUUGUGGUUAGCACACAACUGUGGGAGAAACAUUCUAUUGUUUGCUCUCUACCUGUGUAUGGGAGAUGUUUCUUACACUUAAAGCGAUAGUUCACCCAAAAUGAAACUUCUGUUAAUAUUUAGUCACCAUCAAGUUGUUCCAACGUUGUAUUACUCUCUUCUGUAAAACACAAAAGGAGAUGUUAGGCAGAAUGUUAAGGACUAUAUACCGCAGAAUUGUUCUAAGUAGUUAAAGUUAACCAUAAUUGUGCCAUAGUGUUAACUACCAUGCUUAGCCUGUGACAUACUUUUGUUCCCAAAGCAUUCGUUUUCUUACUA
Molecule: messenger RNA, 1928 nt
Organism: Myxocyprinus asiaticus (Chinese sucker)
Lineage: Eukaryota; Metazoa; Chordata; Actinopteri; Cypriniformes; Catostomidae
Product: proline-rich protein 7-like
Exons: 5
Coding region: 300-773 (157 amino acids)
Source: RefSeq, a predicted model, not a curated record